Messenger RNA from Prorocentrum cordatum, 493 nucleotides. The record is from the annotation of a GenBank genome assembly. NCBI's taxonomy places the organism in Eukaryota, Dinophyceae, Prorocentrales, Prorocentraceae.
CGCCUGAGGCGGCCAGCCGCCGGAACAUCUCCAGGGAGGAGAUGCUGCGGAGGAUCCUGUACGUGAUCCGGAGGGACCCCAGGUGCGCCGCCGUGAAGGACGCGAUCGGCCACAAGCAGACGGUGGAGUUCAGGUUCGACGAGCUGCACGUGGAUCUCACGUGGUCGCCCGCCCUCGACGCGCACGGGCCGACCGUGCUCACGAGGUGGCUGCAGCAGCGCCUGGCGGAGCUGCCGCCCGCGGCGCGGCGGUGCCUGCUGCUCCUGCUGGACCUCGUGAAGGACACGGAGGCGUGCCACAGCCGCAGCAAGGGCGCCGUGGCCAGCCGCCUCAAAGGCGUUCACUGGCUGCUGCUGGGCAUGGCCUGGUGGAGCCAUGCGGCCCGCGAGGCCCCCGAGGAGGCCUGGAGGCGCGCAGCUCGGGGAGAGGGUCAGCCGCUGCCUGCUCUUCUACGCCACCCUCGAGUUCGAGACGGCACCCGGGCUCCCAGAGC